AUGGCAUAUCCAAUAACAGACUUAAGACAAGCCGGUGAAGAUUGGUUCCCAGAGUCUAUUCACCACUAUAGUCAGAAAUACUCUGUAUCUUCAGAACUCAAUCAGCCUUUUGAUCUUUUGCUUGAAGGGAUCGAAUUAUCAAGCUCAGGGCAUGUCAACGAACUACUCGACAGCAAUCUGGCCUGGUCUGAAGAAGGGAUUUUUGCCCUAAAUUCGGAGCCAGCAAGCAAUUACAAUUUCCUUUCAACUCAGCUUGCGGCACCAAAUAUGCCGUGGACGUUGGGGCUAUAUGGAGAGUCCCAAAUCGGCUGGAACUCAGUUCCGUUUGAGAACUUAACGACCUUCGAUGUGCCAACGCUCCUAACGCAUCGAGAAACUGCCACGGCGGCAGGAUUACCCUCUUAUGAGCCGAUUCUGGCGCCUAUGGCACCUCGAAGCACCGCUCAAAACUUUGGAAUAGAAGAUGGGAGCCAUAUUUUGAACGGGAUGUUGCACGAUCCCUCCCACGACACCAACAUCAAACCUCUCAACCCCAGUGCAACACAGGCGAAGGGUGUUGAAGUGCUAUUUCAACUUCCACCACUGAAAGAUCUACUUAAAAUUCCGACAGCCCCAGUUGAUACUAGUGUCAGCUUAGACUCAAGAGUGGCGCCUGCUGUAAACGAUAUAAUGUCACUGCAAUCUGUUUUUGAGCCGAAAGACCGCCGUUCAUAUGUCCACCAUGUACACAAUGGUGCUGCGGUGAGAUCCCAGUUGUCAACUCCUGUAGAGGCCAGUACGCUUGACGGCCUGGAAGAUUCUGAUUCGAAGACUACGCCCGACCCUGAGAUCGGCAAGCUCCAGUCACAAAUAGAGUGUGUCGGUACUCCGAUACUAAAUAGCAAAAAGCAAACCGAUUUAUCGAAGGAAAUCGAAGCUGAAAUUGUACCUUAUGAAGAGAAACCUGCGACAAGUGAAUUGGAAUUUGCAACAACGGGUAGCGACGGUGAAGGGGAUACGCCAGACACCACUAAAGUUACCAGCACUGAAAGGGAGAUGGCGCCUGCACCCCAGAUUUCUACCGGAUUUGUAGACUUAACUGAUACUAAGUCGGAAAUCGGCGUUCCUGAUGGCAUGGAAGAGGAAACAAGCAGUCGAUACCGUACCUCUGAUAAGGUGGUAGAUCCGACCAAGGUCAAGAUGAACAAAAGGAAACGAAACACUGAGACCAAUCUAGUCUCGGGUUCUAGAGCUGUUAACUCGCCUCGGGGAACGAGACCUCUCAAAAGAAGGAAGAAAGCAGAUUCGACGCAGGACCUCUACCACAUACCUCUGGCGGAAAUGGAAUGUGUUGUUAUGCAGUUUCCAGAAGGACCCGCGUACAUGAAGCGCAUUCGAUUAGCUGAUGGAUCUGUAUCAGUGGAAAUGGCGAGUGGGAAGGAGAUAGAAGCUUUCACCAAAGGCACAUCCAUACCCUUAGCCACGAUUCAAUGUGGGAAAAUUUCAAAUCACACUCAGGGCGAAAGCGAUCUCAAGCACAGCUGCUUAUUGACAUACACUUGGCGGUGGCAAAAUGGAAACGAAAUAGAGAUAGGAGAGAAUGAAUUAGAUGUCGAGCUACUCAAAAAGUAUUGGAAGAAGAAGGGGUCAAACGACAUGCGCUUUUACUAUUGUUUCGCGUCAAAUCCAUGCCAAGUUUGCGAUCCAAUCUUGGAGGAACUGAGAUAG
This is a messenger RNA of Orbilia oligospora ATCC 24927, 1707 nucleotides long. RefSeq lists its product as uncharacterized. The coding region runs from base 1 to 1707 and encodes 568 amino acids. The transcript has a single exon. NCBI's taxonomy places the organism in Eukaryota, Fungi, Ascomycota, Orbiliomycetes, Orbiliales, Orbiliaceae. The record is from RefSeq and is a predicted model, not a curated record.